GCCGGGCCCGCCCCUUCCUGUGCGUCACGGAGCGCGCCGGAAGUCGGCUCCAGAUCGGCGGAGGGUGCGGUGCGGCCGAGCGAGAUGCCUGUGACCGUGGGACCGUAUGGGCAGUCACAGCCCAGCUGCUUUGACAGAAUAAAGAUGGGUUUCAUGAUGGGCUUUGCAGUGGGCAUGGCUGCAGGAGCGCUGUUCGGCACAUUUUCCUGCCUCAGGAUUGGCAUGAGAGGACGAGAGCUGAUGGGUGGAGUUGGCAAAACGAUGAUGCAAAGCGGUGGGACAUUUGGGACAUUCAUGGCCAUUGGUAUGGGAAUACGCUGCUGAUCUGGAGUUUGGGAUUAAUCCUGGAGCACCUUCACCCAGCCAUUCCUCCUCUGUACAAUAAUAAAAUCUUUAGAUACUUGGAAGUGAGAGCUUUUCAUGAAACAGCAAUCCUACCCUCCAUGCUCUGCUGAUUGUAAGAUGCUUUUUACCAAAUUUCUACUUUCCUCCCAACUCCCAAAACAAUGAGAAUCAAUAAGCAUUUUUACUACAUUAA
This is a messenger RNA of Malurus melanocephalus (red-backed fairy wren), 538 nucleotides long. It is a transcript of the gene ROMO1, whose product is annotated as reactive oxygen species modulator 1. Lineage: Eukaryota; Metazoa; Chordata; Aves; Passeriformes; Maluridae. Gene Ontology annotation, biological process: protein insertion into mitochondrial inner membrane; protein import into mitochondrial matrix. The transcript has 3 exons. The coding region runs from base 85 to 324 and encodes 79 amino acids. Gene Ontology annotation, cellular component: TIM23 mitochondrial import inner membrane translocase complex. The record is from RefSeq and is a predicted model, not a curated record.